Messenger RNA from Dufourea novaeangliae, 1059 nucleotides. Its product is annotated as nicotinamidase-like. The record is from RefSeq and is a predicted model, not a curated record. Bases 1 to 1059 code for a protein of 352 amino acids. The transcript has 4 exons. NCBI's taxonomy places the organism in Eukaryota, Metazoa, Arthropoda, Insecta, Hymenoptera, Halictidae.
AUGGAACAAAGAGGUAACAAAUCGAUGAUCAAUCUGCGUGGUGGGAAGGACCGACAGAGUUCCCACUUUUUGGCUAAUCUCGAUUUACCUAGUAUAGAGAGCGCCUUAAAUUAUACGAACUUUCACCUGACUUGUGGCGCUCUCUUUCCACCGGAAGAAAUUAAGCAGAACGAUUGGAGGAUAAAGAAUAUUUUCGAAUUGUUGGAUAACGAUUGCGAUGGCAUUCUGAAGGGACAAGAAAUAAAAAUAUUUCAUGAUUGGUUGCGUACGAUUGUCGAGCCCGUGAGUGCCCUGCUGAUCGUGGAUGUGCAAAACGAUUUUAUCACCGGAUCUUUAGCUCUUCGUAAUUGCGGAUGCAAUCAGGAUGGUUUGGAUGUGGUGGGACCGAUAAAUCGUCUGACGAAAAAUGGCCAGUUCGAUGAAAUUAUUUACACGUUGGACUGGCAUCCCGAAAAUCAUAUCAGUUUUCACGAAAAUUUGCAUCUACGAGAACUGCAUUUGGACUCGAAGGUGACAAAAGAAAAUGCAAAGCUGUUCGAUACCGUGAUCUUCGCCGAGCCCUAUUUGGAGCAGAUACUCUGGCCCAAGCAUUGUGUUAUGGAUACGUGGGGAUCUCGAUUGCACAAAGAUCUCGUGAUCGCGCCAGAUUCGAAGCAGUUACGAAAGGGCCUGAAUCCGGAUGUAGAGGUUUAUUCGAUAUUCGGCGAGAAAGAUGCUACGGAUUCGAACGAGGUGCACCGGAUUCUGCAUGAAUCUGGCGUCACGCAGGUAUUUGUCGGCGGUAUAGCUUACGAUGUAUGCGUGAAAGCCACUUGCUUGGACGCGCUUCGAUUAGGAUAUUCGGUGGCGGUGAUCGACGACUGUUGCCGCGGCGUCGAUGUAAAUGGUAUUCAGGCUACGAGGAGGUUGAUUACCGAGAACGACGGCCUGGUCAUUAACAGCGACGACGUUCUGUCGCUGGUGAACAGGGAAAAACGGAGUCUUAUCAUGAGCCAUAAAUCCGCAAAAACGAUGGCCUCGAUUGCGUUCCAUCGAACUAACGCGAACGUUUUCGAUUGA